This is a messenger RNA of Naegleria lovaniensis, 1251 nucleotides long. RefSeq lists its product as uncharacterized. The transcript is spliced from 2 exons. The coding region runs from base 1 to 1251 and encodes 416 amino acids. Lineage: Eukaryota; Heterolobosea; Eutetramitea; Acrasida; Naegleriidae. The record is from RefSeq and is a predicted model, not a curated record. Gene Ontology annotation, biological process: peptidyl-L-cysteine S-palmitoylation; protein targeting to membrane. Gene Ontology annotation, molecular function: protein-cysteine S-palmitoyltransferase activity. Gene Ontology annotation, cellular component: endoplasmic reticulum; Golgi apparatus.
AUGUUUGUCCUUCUAUUCUUCCUGUAUGGCUAUGCCUCUGUGGCUGGUCUCAUUCUGUAUACACUACUGAUGGGUCCGACCGAUUUCCACAAGAAUGGACUCAUUGGUAAAUUUUACAUAUUCCUGGUGAGCGUACCUAAGCGACUUUGUACUUGUUGUUGCGGAAGUGAUUUUUUGAAAAGAGCUGAAAAGUAUUUCCUACAUUCUCGAAAUCCAAUCUUACAGCUCGUUUACCUUUCCCUUCUCUCCAUCAACGUUGUACUCUAUCUUUUCACAGUUUUCAAAGCCAUUCCUAAUUUAUAUGUUCCAUCUUACCAUCGCUACACUGGACUCGUUGCUCUCGUAUUGACCUAUUUUUCCUUUUUGAAAGCUUCCUUUUCCGAUCCUGGAUUUAUCAACAAGAACAAUGUCAAACAAUUUGAAAAAUCCUUUCCCUACGAUGAAGUCAUGUACAUUUCCGAACGAAAAUGCACCACUUGUGAUAUUAUCAGACCAGCUCGUUCCAAGCAUUGUCCACUUUCUGGAAAAUGUGUUGCAAAAUUUGAUCAUUAUUGUGGAUGGUUGAAUAAUGAUGUUGGUGAAUUGAAUUAUCGAUGGUUUCACUUGUUUUUAAUUUCAAAUUUCCUUCUCGUGGUGUACGCUGUGUAUAUCUAUGUCAUGACAUUGUGGAGUGUGGUGGAUGAGGAAAAUUUAUGGAAUGUUUCCUUCAUGACAAGUAAGGGAGAACGAGUGAAUGCCAGUUUGGCGAUCAUUUUGCAGUACAUGCUCUCUCGUUACAUUGUUGUGGUUGCUCAAUUACUAUUUAUUGCUGCGUGUGGUUUAAUGAUUUUUGGAUUUUGGGGAUAUCACUUUUAUUUGGUGUGUACCAAUACCACAACCAAUGAAACAUUUAAAAAGAAGGAUUUGGAACAAUUGUGGGAUAUUGUGACAAAAUAUGUUGAAACUAAGAAGAAAAAGUCCAAUAUUGAUAUUCAGAAAUUGUACGACGACUUGUAUAAGGAAGAAGAGGCGGCCAAUCAAAAGAAGAAUGAACAUCACGAUGAAGAACAUAAAAAGAAUGAAGAGAAAAAGAAACAAGUUCGAAAGGAAUGGAAAAUGAAAUUACUUGAAAAGAUGUGUGAAAUGGCUCAACAAAAUAAGAAGCUCAACUUGAAUUUAUACAAUCGAGGCAUUUGGAAUAAUAUUAAGGAAGUUGUUUUUCCACCUGCUCUGAACAACAAGCUAAGAUUUUUUGGAAAAUCUAACAAAUGA